Messenger RNA from Saccharomyces cerevisiae S288C, 2811 nucleotides. RefSeq names its product Nnf2p (gene NNF2). Lineage: Eukaryota; Fungi; Ascomycota; Saccharomycetes; Saccharomycetales; Saccharomycetaceae. Bases 1 to 2811 code for a protein of 936 amino acids. The record is from RefSeq and is marked reviewed. The transcript has a single exon. Gene Ontology annotation, cellular component: endoplasmic reticulum membrane.
AUGGAGGAACAAUUUACUAAUCAGAAGAAAGUAUCACAUCUACAGUCAUUAAUGAACACUAAAAGGAGUGAACAGCCCACCGAAUUUGCCAAAAAACAUAGGUUUAAAGAUACGCUUGCAUUGUUCCUGGUUUUUUUGAGUUUUAACCACUUCACUUCCCUAUGUUUAUUGGUUUCCUUUAUUGUUGCUACCAAAUGCAAAGAUUUUCUGGCAAAUUGUUUUAUUAUACUUUUCCUAUCGAAAAAACCUUCCCGCCAUAUCGGUGAAGUGGCGCACAUAGAUAUAAGUACUUCCAAAGUGACCAAUGGUAGUUCAAACCGAAAAUCUAAUUCACGAUUUUUUGGCAAUUCAAAAAAUAGCUUCGUCAUUCCGAUCCCCGUAUUAAUUUGUGAAAUUUUAUUUGCAAUGUUACUAAAGAUUUACGGUGGCGAUUAUUUUGUUAAGCCAAUAAAAAAUCUGGCAAUUUCUAUUAUUGCCUCAUUUUUGAUCAAUGAUCCAAGCGAUUGCUUAAGCUAUGCAACUUCAUGCUCAGUAUUGUAUGCUGUGUCAACUAACACUUUUCAAAGAGUGUCACACUUCUUUGACAUUAUACAGUUAUUUGAUAUGUCUUUACGAGGAACCGGCCAAUCAAUUAAAUUAUUCACGGUUUUUCGCAAGUAUUCACAGUUUUUCAAAAAGCUUUUCUCUCUAUUUUUGCCAAUGCCUUUCAAGAUGCUUGGCAAACAUUCAGACAGUAUGAUUUAUUAUCUAUCCUUUCACAUCCUUUUUUUCUCAUUUGCUUCAAGUUUAUUACACCCUCAUAGACAAACAGCGGAAAACAAGCCAUUGAAAAAGGGUUUCAAUUCAACUAAACCAGAUGUAGCCCGUGUUCAAGGUCUGCAAAAGAUGAGAAUUUCUUCUUCUUCUUCCGUUUCUGCCGAUUCGAACACUUUAGAGGACCAAAGUCCUAUGAUACCGAACGAUCCAGGUGGACUUAGCAGCAGCAAUCAAACUAUCCAUCCAUCCCAACAAAAUAACUCGCCAGUUCCCCUAUCAUCACACAGUAAUAUUUUGAACCCUGCCGCCUCUUAUCCUACUGAUGCUACUUCUAGUUUUCCCUAUUUCACUUCUAUGGUCAAGGAAUAUAAGUCAUAUCAGCCAUCGGUAAUCUCUGCUGAAGGAAGCAAUUCUCAAGCCGUUACUACUACUACCAGUACAACAACCUCUCCUACAACGUUCAACUUUUCUGGUGAUAACACUAGUUUGUCAAAUGAAAUCUCUCUAUCUGAUUCCUCGAAUGGAAAUUCGAAAAAGGAUUCUGAUUUCUUUUCCCCUUCCAAUGACAAGUAUACUAACCAACUGUUUGAACUGAAUGUUGAUUUUGGGAACAUGUUUUCUUCUAGCAAAUUAUCUUCAGACAUAUCUGUUACAUCAAACUUGGAAAAUUUUAUCCGUCUUCUAUUCAGAAGAAAGAAUCAACACUUGAUUGCACCUCUUUGGUCUAUGGUAGUUACAUUAAAAACAACGAAUUUUGAAAAAAAAUACUUACAAGAAACCUCUGAAAAUUCACUAACACCAACAAAUUCGAAUACUUCAUACGUCAGUAAUCAGGAAAAACAUGACAAAGAUUUGGACACGAUUAAUACACAUUCAGUUUCAUCAAGAAUUAGUUUCACCCAUGCCGGAAAGUUUAAGAAGAGCGUGUUUAACAAUUUCGAACCUUCAAAUACUAUGGCCCUGAUUGCAAAGACAACAUCUGAUGACUACAAUCUUUUAAAUUUAGUUUCCACCAAUGAAAAUAUUUUCAAUAGAAAUGAUAAUGACUACAAAGUUUGCAUUAUUGAUAUUAGCACAAACUCUAUUACAUUCCAUAUUGAAAAUUUACAUGAUGGCGAACUCAUUGUUUUAGUAAACGGUGUUAUCUGGUCAGAAGUUUCUUGCGCUUUAAUUUUAGAGCAUGUAGGCGAAGAAUACGUUGUCGUUAACGGAUUAGUCCCUUCUUGUUCUUAUGAUAUUCAAUUCAUCAACAGACUAAAUCACCGAGAUGAUUAUUUGGUUUCUGAUUUAAUUGUAAGGACUUGUGGGAAUAACAAUGCGAUUGCCGGAAAAUUUGAAAACCUUGAUUUCAGCUUCCCUUCAUACUACCAUAGGAAAUUCUUAUCUCCGUUGCUAACUCUGAAGCAUUCCGUGCUAACUACAAACGCAAAUUUGUCCGAUGAAAGGACAAAAUUGAAAAAGACAAAAAAGGAAUUCAGCAAGAAGUUAAGUCUUUUGAGACAAGAAAUUGAUUAUUUUAAAGGCAGGAUUUCACAGAACGCAACACAUGACGAAAAGAGCACUUUAAAAGUCGAAAAUUUGAAGGUUGCCCUACAGCAAAGUGAGACUGCGGUAAAUAAGUUAGAGAUGCAAUUGAAAACUCUCACUGAAAAAGAGCUUGAAUUAGAAGAGGAAUACUUGAAAAAGAAAGAUCUACACUUGAAAAAUCAAUUAGAGUUCAGUAAGUUAGAAGAAAGCUUAUCGAAAGACCUGAAAAACUCAGAAGGGAGGUUCCAAAAGGUCAAUCAAGAAUUAGUUCAACUAGGCUCUAAACUGGACAAAUUGAACGCGAGAAACGAGAAGUUACAAAAGGAGGUCGAUCAGAACGCAGAAGAGAUAGAAAAGUUCAGUACUCAAUUUUUGAGUAAAAGAGAAAAGGAUAGAUUUAGAAGAAAGGAGUACAGGAUACGCGAAGCCAAUAAAUUUGAAUUGACUAUAAAGGGGUUAGAGCAAGAUAUCAACAGAUUAGAAAAUGAGAAUGAAAAUAUACAUAGUCUAAUUGGUAAUAGUUACUGA